Postia placenta MAD-698-R-SB12 is the source of this 1254-nucleotide messenger RNA. RefSeq lists its product as hypothetical. The transcript has a single exon. The record is from RefSeq and is a predicted model, not a curated record. Bases 152 to 889 code for a protein of 245 amino acids. Lineage: Eukaryota; Fungi; Basidiomycota; Agaricomycetes; Polyporales; Adustoporiaceae.
GUCUGGCCGGUCGUCGCCAAACUAUCCUAAUGGCCUUGAGCAGCCCUCGGGUCGUCGUUCGUCAAGAUCAGUGUCCAAGUCACCCCAGCCGGAGUAUGCAUUGUCUGAGGCGCCUCAGCCGAAAGCGAGACGGAAAGCCUCGAUACCCAGCAUGCAGUUCAUGCAAGAUCCCCGAAGCUCCCUUGUGCCUGCGCGCACGCCCCCUCUGGACUCGCGCCAGCCGUCUCCGGCAUUGCCUCCUUUGCCCUCGACCACCCCGUCGCCGUCCACCUCACCACAAUUCGCGCACGUCCCCAUUUCCGAGAAGAACGGCAGUGUGCGCAAGUCAAUCCUCAAAUCGUGGAAAUCCGCCUCUGGGAGCCUCUCAGUGAACACAGCGACGCCGUCCUCGUCGAGUACACCGCGGUCUAGCACGGAGCUUCUCGGCGACGCGCAAGUCAAACGACGCCGGCCAAGCGUGCUCGACGGCUCCGCGCCCUCGAAGCGCGGUUCGACUGUGUCCGCGGCGACAACGCUUGUCGACCUCCCGCCAAGCCCUGCGAUUCCCGACGAGUUUGCAUUCGCACAGUCGCGGAAGCGCAGCAGUCAGUCGAACUUGCUAAGCAACGGUGCGCGGCGCGCCUCAGGGCGCCCGCGGCCGAGCCCGAGCAUGUCUUCCUCGUCAACGUUGUCGUCGUCCUCUCCGCCGCGCCCAAGCCGAUUGACGCCAACGGGCUCUCCGCCGAAGAACGGACGGCUGUCACGCGCAUCUGAUAUGUCUGACGAGCGGCCGAGCUUCGACGUGUCGCAGUUCGAGAUUGUGUCGCCGAAAAUGGGGGCGUCUCCGCUGGAGACCACGCUCUCGUACCCUUAUCAUACGCUGGACCACUCGAUGACCUCUGCGGAGUGAGAUGGCGUUGGCGUUGGCUUUCGGUACGACUCGGGGUCCUGCCUCUACGCUUCCAAUUUCCGACUUGACGAUGGCUAAUAUGCUGGACAUAAUACGCACGUAUGACGGCUUGCACACUGGUGUGCUGACUUCCCAUGACCCUGAUCACCCUGCUCGCUCCUCACGCACGCCCCUGACUCUUCACGCACCUGCACCGACUCUCCUGUACGGCGUUACUAAUACAACCAUCUUGUUGUCAUUCCUCUCUCUCAAAAUCACUGCAUGUGUAGAUACCUUCGCUUUCAGUUGCCAUAUCGUUUAUAAUUAUACGUAGGUAUCGAGGAUACAUUGUCUCCUGUAAUACAACAUGCAUUGCCGGCUCUGGC